AUGAUUAGAGGAAUGGGACGCGCGCGUGCUCCAUUUACUUGCGAUGCCUGGUCUUCUCCGGAGCUUCUUUCCAAGUUUUCAGAGGUUGUGGGAGUUGACCUCGUUGUGGCUUUCGACUAUGAAAUCGCUAAUAUCAACAUCUCAGCGGACGAUCCGGCCAGCGCGGCUUUGCACAAUGGGGAUAACACCCUAGACAAUGAGCCACCGGCCUUUUCGUGGCACUAUGACAGCUUUCCUUUCGUUUGCGUGACAAUGCUUUCAGAUUGCACUGGAAUGAUUGGCGGAGAGACAGCGAUAAAGACACCCUCUGGGGAAAUCAAAAAGAUCCGUGGGCCAGCCAUGGGAACUGCAGUCAUCAUGCAAGGGAGGUAUAUCGAGCAUCAAGCGCUGAAAGCCCUUGGCGGCCGCGAACGUAUCAGCAUGGUCACUCCUUUUCGUCCCAGGUCCCCCUUUAUCAGGGAUGAGCUCGUCCUGACAGGGUCAAGAGCAAUCAGCAAUGGGUCAGAACUUUAUACUGGGUACACUGCAUAUCGAUUGGAGCUCUUGGAAGAGCGUUUCCGCGCAAAAUUAAACGACGAGAAGCAAAGGCAGUCUGGAAAGCAUCGCUUCAGUAUCUCUGACAUGGUAAACUUUUUAACGGAGCAGAAAGGUUUCCUGGAAACCACGAUCGCUGAGCUCACUGAGGUCGAAGACAUGGAUUAG
Messenger RNA from Aspergillus alliaceus, 702 nucleotides. RefSeq lists its product as uncharacterized. The transcript has 3 exons. The record is from RefSeq and is a predicted model, not a curated record. NCBI's taxonomy places the organism in Eukaryota, Fungi, Ascomycota, Eurotiomycetes, Eurotiales, Aspergillaceae. Bases 1 to 702 code for a protein of 233 amino acids.